AGUCGGCCAUGUUUUAUGUUUUGAUUAUGAACUGAAAGCAAUUUAUAAGAAAUUCGUGAUUAUUUUGUACAGUUCAACCUAUUUAUUACACACAACGCAUUCAGCACAGAUGGAUGCAUCAUUAUCAAUGACAUCUUAUAAAAAUCGUUGAAAACAGUUGAUUAUUCAACAUGAAAUAUUCGUUAACGACAACAAUGUUCGAUUGUUUGAAAUUGAAGUCGUUUUUAUGUACACUUGUAAUAACAUUAAUUGUUUUUUAUGGUGAACUUUGUGCUGGCUCCCAAGCGUCACUCCACAAUGGGGUAGUGGAUGCUCACAUAGUGUGUGCCAAGUUCAGCAAAGACAGUCCGGAGUGCAGCAAUGGUGGCUGCUUCGAUGACUGCCAGGGCUCACCCAAGCCUUACUGCUUUUCUAUGUGGAAAAAUGGUACUGAUGGGAAGGUGAUGAUAGAAAUGGCUGGCUGCUGGUCAACUGGGGACAACUGUGUGAACACUUCUGAAUGUAUCCAGUCCCCCUCGAUACACAAUGUGAACUUCUGUUGCUGCUCCGAGAAAAAGUGUAACCUGAAAGUGAAAAAUGUUUUCUAUCCGCCCACGUCCUCACCUGCUUCUGUAACUGUCACAGAGCUCAACACAGAAGUGAAGAAGCUGACGCGUAGUCACCUGAUGAACACCCUGAUAUGUUCUAUCGUGCCUCUGGUAAGUGUGGCAGCCAUCAUCGUGGUGUGCUUUGUCCUCUGGAAGAAGUACAAGAGACAGGCCUACAGACAACAGCUUCCUACAGUGGACCCCUCUAGAGAUCAGCCCCCUUCACCGACCCCUAACAGACCACUCAAGCUUAUUGAGCUUCGUGCGCGAGGCCGAUUUGGGUCCGUGUGGAAAGCCCAGUUACACGAGUCCUAUGUGGCAGUGAAAAAGUUUCCGCUGCAUGAUCAACAGUCGUGGAACACUGAACAAGAUAUUUACAGAUUACCUCAUAUGAAUCAUGAAAACAUUUUGAAGUUUAUUGGGACAGAGCGAAGAGCUGAUAAUUUGAACAUUGAACUCUGGUUGAUCACAGAGUUCCAACAAUACGGGUCAUUGUGUGAAUAUUUGAAAGGGAAUACGAUUUCGUGGACUGAGAUGCGAAAAAUGGCUGAGUCAAUGAUGCGAGGCUUGUCGUUUCUGCAUGACGAGGUCCCAGCUAUAUGUGGAAAAGGGGCGAAACCUGCCAUCGCACACAGGGACUUCAAGAGCAAAAAUGUCCUCGUCAAGUCCGACCUUACGUGCUGCAUUGCAGACUUUGGUUUGGCUCUGAAGUUUGAGCCGGGGAAAAAUCCAGGGGAGACACAUGGCUUGGUUGGUACCCGGCGAUACAUGGCACCGGAAGUAUUGGAGGGAGCCAUCAGCUUUAAUCGGGAUGCUUUCUUGCGUAUAGACAUGUACGCUUGUGGAAUGGUGCUGUGGGAGUUGAUGUCACGAUGUACAGCCGCAGAUGGUCCUGUGGGGGAGUAUCAGCUGCCCUUUGAGGAUGAGAUAGGCCAGCAUCCCACCCUGGAGGACAUGCAGGAGCUGGUGGUCAUCAACAAAGUCAGGCCAGCCAUCAAGGAGCACUGGCUCAAACAUACGGGUCUUGAAGCGUUGGCAUCGACAAUAGAAGAAUGCUGGGAUCACGAUGCAGAGGCGCGACUCUCAGCGGACUGCGUGCUGGAACGAGUAGCGUACGCAGAGCGCAGCAUUUAUACCUCACAUGUAUCCUCGAGUAACCUCACUGUCACCUCACAACAACAGCAACCGUUGAUCAUCAACACGAAUCAGGGCGCACCACUGAUUACACCAGUAGUGCAGACCAUUUGAACUGACAACAACCUCAGAAAUGUUACACACCUCUCUCUUUUAGGGCAUCUUUUGGUGUUCCUUCUGUAUUAUACAAGUUUGUGGGAUAGACUUUCACUUUAUUUAACUCACUGUGAGUUUUAUUUUAUUUUUGUUUUAGUUAUACUUGGUUUUUAAUUGAACUGACUCGUUUCAUUGCUCCUACUUUGUGCAUAGUUUAUCAUGUUCAGUGGAUAUUUGACGUGAUUUAACAGUGCCAGUUAUUGAAAUAUUUAAAUGUCAUUGUGAAUAUCGCAUGUGACUGUGUAUAGAUAUAUUAAAGAGACUAAUGUAUACUAAAUUACUGGUAUAUUAUAAAGAGGAAAUGUAUUGAAUUGACACAUCAGUUGAAGUUGUGAAUGAAGAUGAGUGUGUGAUUAACAUUUUCAAGACUGGAUAUUAUUAGUUAACUGUAUAAUGAAAUCCCAGUUAUUAAGAAGUUUUACAUAUAAGUAAUUUUUUUAAAUGUUUUUUAUGUUAAAGAUGGAAAUUUGGACUGGACAGACAAUGUAAUGGUCUACAAAUGUAUUAUGUAUGUCGAAAAGCUUGCUUAAUGAGCUGCUUAAGAAAAAAAACAUUGUGUGAAGCUAACCUCUAGCCAGAGAGCGGAGUGGACUCUUUCUACGAACGAUGUUUUAAAUGUCUGACAUUGAGUAGUGGGAAGAAGUUCUGUUGUUUUGUAUAAACAUUGGGGACUGAAUUUUCAAGAGAAAUGACUUACUUAAACAUUUUAAUAGUCCAUGGAAAAACAUGACUUCCCGGGGGCUGAGUUUGAACACGUUUUCAGUCCAUUUAAAAAACAUUACCCAAACAUGGGCAGUUUCCUUUCAUAGCUAUAGUGAAACCUUGUGAACACUGAAAAAGUCAAGUCACACGUUUUUUUCCCAAUCAGUAUCAAACUUUUAUCAAAAUGUAUAUGUUAAAAUGAUAGCUUAGAAGAGUUAAAAAAAACCUUGAUGAGUUCUACAAGCCACACCCAGUUUUGGGUCACUAGGUCAAAGAUCAAGGUCACUGUGACCUAAAAAAAAUAUUCUGACAAGCUUUCGCAGCCGAAUGUGGCACCCGUUAUACGGUGCUCUUGUUCUAGUUUAUAUUGACAACAGUUACCUCAUUUGCUACAUGCCUUGAUGUGGAUAUAGACCAUGAUGUUCCUGUGGCAUUAAUAAAACUAAUUGUGUACAAAUGUAGUUGAGUGCUCAUCACUUGUCUCCUCUUAUGCAAAAUACGUACAGAAAAAUCAUCAAAAGCAUUUUUAUUUUAAUCAUUACAAUGUUCAAUUACAUAAAUAUUCUAUAUAAUAUCCAUAGGUAGAUUUAUAAAUACAUGCCAAUGAACAACUUUUACUAGAUGGAAAAUUGUUGUUAGUUUCAGGUGGCUUGUAAUUGUUUAUUGAGAUCUGUUAAACACAGGCACAAAAUACAUGUACACUGCACUUAAUUUAAAUAGUGCAAGGACCGCUUAAUAAAACAUUUAUGAUUUCAGCUUCCAUUCAUAAACUUCAAUGUACCAAGAUUUUUUUCUGACACCAUUGCUUUUGUUUGUCAAUUGUGAAAAAGUAAAUACAGGUAAUGAGACCCUUACACAUGAUUUAUCUGUUUUGACCUUAAGUUAUAAACAUACUUAAGCCUGUAUAAUAUAAAAUAGAAGAUAGUAAAUUCUUAAAAUACUAUUCAAUAUUUAUCAAUGACAUUUUAGUCGGGACAAUAUUUUUCUAAUUUGAAAAGACAAAUUUAUAUUUUCGUUGUGGGGUUAUUAGGAUCAGCUUUCAUAUGUUGGUACUGGCCAUAGAUGUAUACAUUUGAAAACAGUGUCAUUUUUAACUUGUGUACAGAAUGUUGAAGUAAUCUAAAAUUUGAAAUAGGCAGCCGUUCCAUAUUCAGGUCCAUAGGUUUGCUAUUGCUUUGUUUUUACUUAGCUUUAGUGCAUUUUUGUUUGGCAUCCUUUCCACUAUUUAAUACUUUGGUUGAGCUCUGGGAAAACUGGGCUUAAUGCAUGUCCAUUAAGUGUCAUCCCAGAUUAGCCUGUGCUAGCCAGCUAAUAUUGGACAAUGCAUGUCCAUCAAGUGUCAUCCCAGAUUAGCCUGUGCUAGCCAGCUAAUAUUGGACAAUGCAUGUCCAUCAAGUGUCAUCCCAGAUUAGCCUGUGCUAGCCAGCUAAUAUUGGACAAUGCAUGUCCAUCAAUGUCAUCCCAGAUUAGCCUGUGCUAGCCAGCUAAUAUUGGACAAUGCAUGUCCAUCAAUGUCAUCCCAGAUUAGCCUGUGCUAGCCAGCUAAUAUUGGACAAUGCAUGUCCAUCAAGUGUCAUCCCAGAUUAGCCUGUGCUAGCCAGCUAAUAUUGGACAAUGCAUGUCCAUCAAGUGUCAUCCCAGAUUAGCCUGUGCUGUCCAGCUAAUAUUGGACACUUUCAUUUGUUAUGGAUUUUUUUCAAUUUAAAGGAAGUGCCUAGGUAUAAAGUGUUGUCCCUUUGUAGCUGACUGCACAGGCUAAUCACUGUGCACGUGCAUUUAGCCCAGUUCACCCAGAUGUCAGCUCAUUUUUGUUGGACAGUUGAACAUUGAGAAUUUUAAAUAAAAUACAGUAGAUCUCCUUAAUUUCAAAUACAGUUAAUCCAUUUUCUUUGUAUUUUGGAAGUAUUUAUUCAGUUCUUAUUUUUGUCCUUUCUUUAAUUUGACAUUUAAUGAUUAAUUUGAACUCAGCUUUUUAGAAUCCCUGCUAUUACAAACUCAUCAAUAAAGUCCAAUUUAGAGUGUUCGUGCUUAUUAUUCAAUUGAUAAUUCAAAGUAUGAAUAUGUGAGUUUGCAGUCUUUGUUGACAUGUACUGUUACUAAAAAUAGUUUGUAUGCGCCCCUUGUUAUUGUCUUGUUCAUGUAUGUGUGACACAGAACUCCUUAUAUAGUAAAAAUUGGUGUCAUAAUAUAUAUUUCAGGUUUUGUGAAAACAUGUUUCAGGUUUUGUGCAAACAUGCUGAACUUCAUCACUUUUUGAUUCAAAUAAUACCGGUAUGUCUUAUUGUUGUAAAAUACGAUAAUAAUGAAUAAAACCUAUUGUAUUUAAGCCAUUUAAAAUGUCCAAUCUCUUUUUAUAGUAAGGCCACUAACAAAUGCCUAUACAUAAUCCUUAAAAUUAUAAUUCCAAUUUAGAUAACUUUGAAUUUUUUUAUUGGAAUAAUCAAUAUUUAGAAGUAUUUUUCUUGGUCCUGGAGACUUCAAAAUAAUGAGGGUUUACCUAAGGUUUUAUAAUCUUGAAACUUUAUUUUUUGCGAACACAUUUUAAUUUUUAUUUAUCUUUGCACAUAUUUUGUGACUUUAUACAAAAUUGUACAAUGUCAUAUAAUAAUUUAUGUAUGAUUUGUUGGAUAUGCGUUGAUUGAAAAAAAUCUAUUUAUUCACCAUUGGUAUUUUACCCUGAAUAUUUUUCACAGAUUAACAUACAUUUUUGUUGUCCUCUUUUUGUGCUAACUUGGUUUGUAUAAAUGUGUGUAUAUACAUAUAAAGCACAUAAUAGGAAUAGAUUGUACAUUUUUUAAUAAGCUGCAUCAUGCAAAAAAUGAUGUUAUGCAAUAUACGGCCAGUGUAAUUCCAAACCAACCUGUGCAUUUACGCAGUCUGGUUUGGAGCAAUCCUGUAGCCUUAUGAGGUCAUAAAACCUUGUUUGACUUAAGGGGACAGUGUAUCUCUUGACCAGACUGUGCAAGCUGGUCUGUAGCUACAUUGGCUUCAUAUGGCAUAAGACCCAUUUUCAUAUAACAGUGCCCAUACAGUAUUUACUGUACAUCUGUAGGAGUGAUCAUGAACAAAACAUUUUGGUAUUUGUUACAACUGUAUACCUCAGUAGACCAUAUCAGUUUAGUAGAAUAGUUUGGUUGGUUGUUUCAUAAUUAAAUAAGAUAAUAUUAUUGCUGGUUUUGCUAGAAUAUCAAUUUAAAUUGCUAUGUGACUUCUGCCUCCUGUAAACCUUCAGAAGUGUUAAAUCUGGAAAGAUGAUGACCUAGUAUAACAAACAUACUUGAAUCAUUGUUCUGAAUGAACUUUGAGCUUUUUCACAAUUUUGUAAUGAGUUUUACCACCAUGCUCAAUUUGAUGUUUAUUUGAGUUUUUUUAAAUUUAAACUCAAACCUGAGUUUGAUGAGGAAUAUGUUCAUAUUCUUAGACCUGAGAUUUGAGAUCAUUUCUUAGCUGACUGAUAUGUUCUUAGCUGACUGAUAUGCUCAAUACUAAACUGAGUGGACACUCAUAUCUCAUCUUUGAGUUGAGCUAACAAUUGAGAAUGCUUUUGAAACAGGGCCAUUUUCUUGAACGGUUUGAGUCUUCUCAGAUAUUUUGACAGUCUGUUAGACACACAUGCUUGUUUCUUGUUAACGUUUCUUUUUUCUAUUCAGAUACAAAGUCUGUCAGCACUCAAAUGUUUAUCAGUCAUUGUAAUAAUUGUUUGUCAUCGUGGUUUUACUGUCUCACAAAUUUUCCAAUGUCUGUGGUCAUAAUUGAUCCAAAGUGGCAUUAUGGUUUUCGCUGAUAUUUUCAUAUUAAUCACUGGAGAGCAUUUAAUAACUCUGACCACUUUUAAUAAGAACAACACCUUUGUACGGAAUGUCAAACUAACUUUAAAAGGGCUUAGUAUCAAGACAUACUUAUGCUAAUGUUCUGACUCAAAUUGAGUUCUUUUCUCAGUUUGUGAGAUGAUUUUAAUCAUAAAAUCAAUAAAGUGUUUUUAAAGUCUUGAGACUGACAACCAUGGGUAUGAGGAGGAAUAUGUGCAUAUUCUUCAACUGAUAUUUGAGACUGUGUAUGAGAUGACGUACAUGCAAUACGUAAUCAAAACUCAUACAUCUCCUUCACAGUUUAUCUAAACAAAUUGAGAAUGUUAAUGAUACCAGGGCAUGUGAUCACAAAAGGUACAGGCCGCUGCUCAACUAAGGCAGGUUGGGAAGCUAAACCAGUAUUGGGGACAUUAUUUUUUAAUUUAAUACGAUUGACAAACCUAGAUGGGCUUGGGGAAACCAAAAAAGAGCUGGUUGCUGCACUGCUAUUUUGUUGUAUAUCUUUCUUCUGACAGUUCAUUUUUGUAAUUUGUUGAAAAGAACCAUUCUUGUGUAUAGUCAGUUUUGAAAUAUUUAAAGGCUUUCUUUGCAAGAGCAAUGUGUGAUCAAUAUAUUAAGGUUAUGGAGAAGUGUUCAAUACAGUUACUUAAUACAAUAAUCAGUUAUACCCUAUUCUUUAUUGUAAUACCAUAUUGCUGAUACUGUUCAUAGUAUGUCACGGACAGUUCAAGAAUAAUUUAUCAGUAAUGUGUACCUCAUAUUGUAUUGUGUUUUUGUUUAUUUGCAUAAAUUCUGCUUUAAAUGUAUUAAAUUGAAUAUUUUUAUGUACAGAUCAAUUAAAAUAUACAAGAAUCGACAUUUUUAGCAAUCAGAUAUUAAAUGCAACCGGUGUAUGUUUUGGCUGGGAUUUAGUUUAGUCUUACUAUUAUGAUGUGAAAUAAGUGCAUUUUCAUUAUUAGAAUUUUGUAUACAUAAUUCAGUUCAUGUAAUAAUUGUAGAAGUUGUUACAUAUUCCUUGCAAUGCGUUACCUCAGUUGUGUAUUCAAACAGUCCAUACUUAGUGUUUUAGUAUACUGUUUUAUUCAUUGUAUAAACUAGCUGAUCUGUACAAUUUAAGACACAAGAACUGUCUGUAUUAAGUGAGCCAAGUCGUGCGAAAAUGGGUCAAUUCCCUAUGCUGCCAGAUUAGCUCUAGGCCAGGCUGCGCAACUGGGCAGUCAGAACAUGAGCUAUGCAGUGUUAUAAAAUCCAGGAAGUUUUUGUAGUCUCAUUAUUGAACUAAUAAGCUCCUGAGCAACAUGCAACGAUCCAUAUGGCAUAAGACACAUUUUCGCAUGAAGCGGCUCAUAUUGUACAGAAUUAUUGUUCAAAUAGUUGUCUUCGUAUAUUGGACAUAAGCAGACUUUAAAGGGCCAUUUCACGUUUUGGUAAAUUGACAACAUUGAAAAAAAAUGUUUCAGAUUCGCAAAUUUUUGUUGUAGGUAUGAUGGAAACAGUAAUACUGAAUAUUUACCAUGCUCUAAAAUAACCAUUAUAUGCAUUUUUUGACGAUUAAAAAAAAACUGAAAAUGAUAUAGCAUCGCAACGCAGAGAUUGAAUAAUUUGCAGAGUUCUGUUGUCGUCGUUAUAUUUUGUGAUACUACGAGGAUUGCUUAAUAUAUAUAAGGUAUAAAAUACAUCACUGAUUGCAUGAGCGCGGAUGGCCAAGUGGUGUGGUCUAAGCGAGAGACUUUUACUCCAGGGGUCAGUGGUUCGAGCCCAGUUGAGGGUUACUUUUUUUUGGCUCACCUGUCACGAAGUGACAUAGUGAGCUUAUGUGACCAUGUGAUGUCCGGCGUCCAUAUGUGUGUGCGUGCGUGUGUGCGUCCGUCAACAAUUUGUUUGUGUAGACAGUAAAGGUCACAGUUUUCAUCCAAUCUUUAUGAAAUUUGGUCACAAUGUUUAUCUUGAUGAAAUCUGGGUUGGAAUUGUAUUUGGGUCAUCUGGGGGUCAAAAACUAGGUCAAAUAAUAGAAAAACCUUGUGUAGACAGUAGAGGUCACAGUUUUCAUCCAAUCUUUAUGAAAUUUGGUCAGAAUGUUUAUCUUGAUGAAAUCUGGGUUGGGAUUGUAUUUGGGUCAUCUGGGGUCAAAAACUAGGUCACUAUGUCAAAAACUAGGUCAAAUAACAGAAAAGCCUUGUGUAGACAGUAGAGGUCACAGUUUUCAUCCAAUCUUUAUGAAAUUUGGUCAGAAUGUUUUUCUUGAUGAAAUCUGGGUUGGGAUUGUAUUUGGGUCAUCUGGGGUCAAAAACUAGGUCACUAGGUCAAAUAAAAGAAAAACCUUGUGUAAACAAUAGAGGUCACAGUUUUCAUCCAAUCUUUAUAAAAUUUGAUCAAAAUGUCUAUCUUGAUAAAAUCUGGGUUGGGAUUGUAUUUGGGUCACCUGGGGUCAAAAACUAGGUCACUAGGUCAUAUAAUAGAAAAAUCUUGUGCAAACAAUAGAGGUAACAGUUUUCAUCUAAUCUUUAUGAAAUUUGCUCAGAAUGUUUAUCUUGAUGAAAUCUGGGUUGGGAUUGUAUUUGGUUAGUCAGGUGAGCGAUUCAGGGCCAUCAUGGCCCUCUUGUUUUCCUUUAAUUGUAUUCUUUCUUUUUCUACUGGAGCUUUUUAGAUCAAAUGUUCACAUUUAUCAAUAUAAAGCAUUUAAUGACAAACUUCAAUACAUGCCAAAAUCUGUGAAAAGGCCCCUUUAAGAAAUGUCUGUCUGAAAUUAUGUCAUGCAUACAACUGCCAACUUAUUAAUUUGAGCUUUAGCCUUAAUAACAACACAAUUGUUUUUAUUAUAUGAAAGAAAGGCUUCACUAUCUUGUUACUUGUAGCUUGUAUUAAUUUAAUGGCAUUGUUGAAAAGUUUUUUAAAAAAUCACAACGGGUUUAUAUUAAGAAUGUCUUUUUAUCAUAUUGUUUUUGCCUCAUUUUAGUGUGGGCCAUUGUACCAUUACGAUUUAUAAUGGAUGUAUGUAAAUAUUUAUCAUUUGUCCCCAUUUGACAUUUACAUGUGUAUUUUUAAUUCAUUUUUACACCCAUUCAUUGAUCAUGUCAUAUUUCAUAACUGUAAAUUGUUUUAUUUAAAAAGAGGUAUUUUGCAGAGGCUGUUUAUAGCAUUAACAUGCUGCAUGUCAUCGGAAAACUGGACUUAUAAUGUUUUUGAAACGCCAGCCCCAGAUUAGUUAUUUAAUUGAGAUGAUACUCGGCUGGAUGGUAGCUUCUGUUUAAACAAAGUGUUUGUAUACUCAAUUCCACUGUAUUAAGGUUAUUGAAAGGGUUGAUGGGAUAGAAACUUCCUUCCUAUCAUAGCCUGCGCAGGGGUUGAUGGGACAGAAACUGCCUUCCUAUCAUAGCCUGCACAAGGGUUGAUGGGGCAGAAACUGCCUUCCUAUCAUAGCCUGCGCAGAUUUGCAAGGGUUGAUGGGGCAGAAACUGCCUUCCUAUUAUAGCCUGUUCAGAUUUGCAAGGGUUGAUGGGGCAGAAACUGCCUUCCUAUCAUAGCCUGCACAGAUUUGUAAGGGUUGAUGGGGCAGAAACUACCUUCCUAUCAUAGCCUGCGCAGAUUUGCAAGGCUGGAUGGGGCAGAAACUGCCUUUCUGUUAUAGCCUGUGCAGACUUGCCAGGGUUGAUGGGUCAGAAACUGCCUUCUUAUCAUAGCCUGCGCAGAUUUGCAAGGCUGGAUGGGGCAGAAACUGCCUUCCUAUCAUAGCCUGCGCACACUUGCAUGUGCUAAUCAAGGUCAACACUCUACUCACAUGCAUCACACAGAGUUUUCUAACAUCACCACUCAAUUCAUCGAUAUUACAUCCAGUCUGAGGUCUCUAUACAUAAACUUGCAGUAACAACCAGUGGAACACAAGGCAAACAUUGACAUGCAUCCAACUUAUUGUUGCUGGCAUAUUCACAGCUAUAGUUUUAUUGGAACAAACUUAACAGUUUUAACUUUUUAUUAUUUGUUUAAUUAAUGUAAGAAGAGUUUUAUUGAUUUGUUUGUAGUACCAAUUUCACUGUUCUUAAGAAAUGUUUGAAUUAUUAACCAUUUAGGCCAUUUGAAUAAGAUAAGAUGCUCAAGUUUUGAACCUUACGUUUACAAUAACUUUUGGGUUAUUAAGUAACUGUUAAGGUAUCGAACAGGCUGAAAUAUAGUUGAACUUUUUAGUAUUUUUGAAAAAAUCAAAAUUCCUUGACGAUUGCUUUGCACCAUAUUCCUAAAAUAAUGUCAUAAAGAUGAAAUUAGGGCAGAAUCAUUCACUUUAACUUUUUGUGUGAUGUUCAUCAUCCUGUUAUUAUAAUAUUAUGCUGAUAGUUAUGUGAAAUAAAUUUAGUGUUUUGUUA
Dreissena polymorpha is the source of this 10746-nucleotide messenger RNA. Its product is annotated as activin receptor type-2B-like. Gene Ontology annotation, cellular component: activin receptor complex; plasma membrane. The record is from RefSeq and is a predicted model, not a curated record. The transcript is spliced from 10 exons. Lineage: Eukaryota; Metazoa; Mollusca; Bivalvia; Myida; Dreissenidae. Bases 171 to 1835 code for a protein of 554 amino acids. Gene Ontology annotation, molecular function: activin binding; ATP binding; activin receptor activity. Gene Ontology annotation, biological process: protein phosphorylation; activin receptor signaling pathway; cellular response to growth factor stimulus.